AUGAGCCCCCCAACCCUCGAAACACUGCAAACCUGCCCACUGCUGAGGAAGCCUUUCCAUACAACAAACUCUCCUGCUCCAGCAAAAAACCCUCCAUUCUCCCUGUGGGACCUGCCACCCCCCUUCACUGAUGCCACUUUCCCCAAGGUAUAUGUGCCUUGGAACCACCUCACUGCAGGAUUCCCAGAAGAUCUCUGGAAAGACAUCACAGCCUCCCCCAACUCCUUCAUCACAGUGAUUCCUUAUGGUGCUGGACCAAAAUUUUACUCUGAAAACCCAAGAGCUGAUCUUCUCCUCAUGGAAUUCCUCAAUAGGUUUGACUUUCCAGACAAAGGUGCAAUCAUGGCAUUCUACCCUGUGGAAAUGGGGGAAGAAAGAAAAGGGAGGAACAAGGAGGAAGGCUGCAAUUGGAAGAGUGUCUUUGACAAACCAUGGCCCCUCAUUGUUACCAGUAUCUCAGAUGACUUCAUGAGAUUCAAUGCUUCACUGUCCCCUCACAUGUGGUGUGGAAUUUUGUCCCUUUCAACCCCAAAGCUCUCACAUGGGUUAUCACUGCUUUCCAGGGAAAUGUUGUCUACAAUGAUCCCCCCCUCAUUGCUGAAGCCCUAG
Messenger RNA from Desarmillaria tabescens, 609 nucleotides. RefSeq lists its product as uncharacterized. The transcript has a single exon. Bases 1 to 609 code for a protein of 202 amino acids. The record is from RefSeq and is a predicted model, not a curated record. NCBI's taxonomy places the organism in Eukaryota, Fungi, Basidiomycota, Agaricomycetes, Agaricales, Physalacriaceae.